Molecule: messenger RNA, 503 nt
Organism: Spodoptera littoralis (African cotton leafworm)
Lineage: Eukaryota; Metazoa; Arthropoda; Insecta; Lepidoptera; Noctuidae
Source: the annotation of a GenBank genome assembly
AUGAAACGCAACGAUCUCGGUUUCGACGUUCAUAUUAUAGUUGUGAACAAAUGCGAACUCUAUUACAUGCAAUGCCAUGACAAUGUGGAAGCUAAAAUCGUCCCUAUGAAGUUUUGCAGCCACAGACACGGGCAGAAUAGCAAGAAAAUUUUGAAAGAUAAAUCACAUUUACGUGUGAAAAGGAAAGCCAAUGAUAAAGCCAUGGAAAAGGUGAAAAUGAAACACAAGAAGGCCUCAACUAAAACGGAAAUGAUGUCAAAAAAGUCGAUGAGCGGGAAGAAAAAAAAACUUAUAAACAUUGAUAAGAAUACGGAUAAAAACAUGAAAACACAUUUAAAACUUUGGGCUCCGCGUAUUCAUCAGCUGACAUGGAAGAUGAUCGAGAAAGAAGAGACAUAAAUGACGGAAAUGCAGGCCAUGAAAUAGACUCAGAUGACUGGGUUACUACUCCAGGUACUUAUGUAUAUCUAGCUGUUGCCCGCGACUUCGUCCGCGUAGAUUAA